UAACCGAUCCCUUUGUCGAAAUCGCGAAUUAAACGAGAGGUGCCUUAAUUCGAUUAACUUCGCUUCUUUAAUAAAAGAGAACUUCAUCUACAGUAAGUUUGGAACUCCGCGCUCAGGAUAUACAAAGACCUAACUAACGUAAACCUAGCAAAUCAUUGGAGUACUUUUAUAGAUCAGAUAUAACAAUGAAUAACGAAAGAGCAUGUAUGUCAUAUCUAAAUCUACGAAAACAAUUUAAAAAAUGGCGUUGGAUUAUUGCUGGGUUCUACGGAACGAUGCUGUUCAUUAUGUUCAUAGUUGAGGACCCGUUUGGACCGAAAGCGAAUGUCUUACAACAACAGAACGCUAAUCCCGUUGUCGUCAAGCAAAUGGAUUCCGGGGAAAAAAUACGUGAAGCGGGUAACCGGACACAGGAUGCGUACGACAAUAUUCUGGAAAAAUACAAGAACUACAUAAGGACACAUAACAUUACAGUUACAAUGUUCACAACGUUCGCAGAUCGAGAAGAGUCAAGAUAUGUCAUUCAAAACAACACAUUGUUAAACUGGCUUCAUCUCCAAAACGUUAAUUUUAAACUGGUUCUUUUUGGAAACGAGAGAGCGAUAGCAGAGUACCACCUACAACAUAUAGAGAGCUUCAAAAAGCGACUUCAUUUGCGAGAGACUCCAGAUUCUAGCCGAGAGAAUGCGGAUUUGUAUAAAGGAAAUGUUCCUGAUGUGGAACCGAAUAAAGUAAAAGAGUUUGGAAAGUUUCUUGAUCCAAGACUUGAUGAAAGGAUUCAUAACACAUCAUUUCCUACCUCAAAUGAACUAUACAAGUCUAAAAGUUACUCAAAGAACGAUCUGUAUUAUCAAACAUGGGAUUUCAUCAAGUUGGGGGAUAAUCUGACAGCCCAGGGUAGACCAAUAUUAAAACAGAUGUACUUGGAGGUACAGAGGCGAUAUCAUUCGGACCUCUACAUGUACGUCAAUGGAGAUAUCCUGUUCCACGCUGAAUCUUUGCUUCAAACUCUUUAUGGAAUAAAACAGUUCGUGGACGAUCCAAAAACUAAAAGGAAAAAGUGGCUCUUAUUCGGCGGUCGUAGAGAGGUUAACUUUUUUGAUACAAAAACAAGAUUGAACCACGUGCUCCAGUUUGGGGAUGACUCCGAGAUCCAGAGCAUAUCUCUUCGGUCCAGAGUAAUUAACCAUAACGCUCUUGAUUUCUUCAUCUGUAGCAGGACCAGCUUUCCCUGGAUAGUUGUCCCCGACUUUGUUGUCAGUCUUCCCCUAUUUGACCAUUGGUUGGUACUAUACAGUAACAAAAUGGGUAUUGAAACAUUCGAUAUUUCAGGAACAGCCCUCGUGGUGCAUCAAAGAGGAGUAACAAAGUUGAAAGAUUCGAAAUAUGCGCAAGCGGAUAAUUUGAAUACGUUCCUGUUCGAUAGCUCUGUUGGUAUACGAUGCGCGUUUGACACUUUUCAGGCUCGACUCGAAUGCAUGCGACAGAGAACCAGGCGACAGAGAGUCUUGAAAGAAGAUGUGAUUGUCAUUGCUAAAAACAACAAUUUUAAUAAGUAUAUGGAUAUGGGGUGUGUUUACGAACAUCCAUUUAUGGUACCUGUUAUUGGGAAAGACCCCUGGAACAAUUUAUAAAUAUAAUGUGCGGAUAUCAACUGGGUGUAUUUCCAAAUAUCAAAAUUCCUCUAAAACUCCAAGAUAAUUGGUACAGGAUGAGCCAAAACAAAUAAUGUUAAUGACUCAUGAUCAAGUCAUUUUGCACAGGUUUUCAAUAAUAAAAUCGAAACGUCAACCAAUACGUAUGACCAAUCCCCCACUCAAGUGCAUCGCUUCAACAUUUUCCGGUCACGUUUAGGUUGUGAAAAACAU
Molecule: messenger RNA, 1868 nt
Organism: Owenia fusiformis
Lineage: Eukaryota; Metazoa; Annelida; Polychaeta; Sabellida; Oweniidae
Source: the annotation of a GenBank genome assembly